Molecule: messenger RNA, 1524 nt
Organism: Epithele typhae
Lineage: Eukaryota; Fungi; Basidiomycota; Agaricomycetes; Polyporales; Epitheliaceae
Exons: 12
Coding region: 1-1524 (507 amino acids)
Source: RefSeq, a predicted model, not a curated record
AUGACCGGCUCGCGAGCCGCCGUUGAGCAGAUCUCGAGCCCGGGCAACGCGUAUUACGCCAUGCACGCGGGCGCUGUGCAAGCCCACCUUCCGCCGCGGUUCGGGAAUGCGCGGUAUCCUCAUGUUCUCCAUGUUGCGGCCUAUAAGGUCCUCCUCCCGGCCUUGCGGGGCUCGGAUCCCCAUCUGCCCCUGUCUGUGCACCUCGUCAUCUUCGUUGCUUCCGCCGUCCUUCUCCCAAUGCCUCGUCUCUUCCCCAGUCUUGGUCGCUCCUCGAAGGAGCAUGCUAGUGCGUACGCUGGGUAUGACACCUACGAUGCUCCCCAUGGCUAUUACGACGACCAUGGGUACGAUGAGCAGGCACCACCCAGCUCCGCCUGGCGCCGAGUUUUUGCUAAAAAGCCAUCGAAGAAGAAGUACAUUAGACCAGAACAGGUGGUUCCGUAUGCAACUCCCCAAGAAUACCGUGCCACCAUCGAGCAUUGGCCAGAAGAGCCGAACUAUCCGGCAGAUGGUUUCCCCGACGACGAGGAUUCGUCAUACGAACAUCUUCUUCAACAUGGUUCCCGCCCUCGCCCUCCAGAGAGCCCACCCCUAGUUGAGCGCGAGAGCACCCUCGAUCGGAUUGGGCAAGCCUUUGGUGGCCCCGACCCUUACGCUCCCACUCCCAUCGACACCGUUCCUUCUGGGUCGCGUGGUGCGCCUUUCUAUGCUCCUCAGCCUCCUCCCAGCGGUCCCCCACACGUCGCUGUGAUGUCGAAUAUGCGCCAACGUCCUACCCUCCCCGAGGCGACCGGAUGGCCCACCCUCGGCGACGAGAACGGGAGCAUAGCGAGCCACCCGGAUAAGCCCGGCGCGCGAUCAUCCUGCGUACUGGACAAGCCGCUCGACCCGCGCGAAGAACCCCCGGUUGUCGUGGUCGUUGAGCAGGGUAAGAACGGGAAGAGGGACAAGUACUAUAUCAUUCCCGGAGGAGCGCCGGUCAUAUUCGAAGACGCGGCCGGUAAUGAGCUCACUCGGGUCGGAGACUUCAGCGGCCGUUACCGACCCCCGACACGUCCACGCCCUGUGAUUGUCCAAGACCAGUUCGGUCGUGAGAUAUGCCGGGCCGGUUUCAACAACGACGACCGCGUGUCAGUCGGCAGCCGUUCAGUGGACGAUUACUCCGAAAGUGGACGAUCUUACCAGCGUGGUCGUCCCGCGGAGCGUACUCCUGUAAUACCCGGAACGAGAACCGCUCAGCUCCUCAUCUCUCCCGUCAUGACGCAGCACAACAUGGGUCGCGUCGACAAGGCUCGCACCAAGAGUCGCGCCAUGGAUCGCCUCGGCAGCCCGAGUCAUCUCGGACACAAGCGACUCCUACCCCCGGCUCAUACGAUAGAGAUCCACAUUACCAACCCUCUGGCAGAAGACGCGCGUACACCACGCGCGAAGAUAUGGCAUAUGUGGACCCUAGAAGCGCAGAUCCAAGGGGACCGCGCAGCGACAGGAGCGGAGGCUCCAAACAUAGCUCGAACGACACACUAG